Molecule: messenger RNA, 804 nt
Organism: Carcharodon carcharias (great white shark)
Lineage: Eukaryota; Metazoa; Chordata; Chondrichthyes; Lamniformes; Lamnidae
Product: E3 ubiquitin-protein ligase TRIM69-like
Exons: 4
Coding region: 1-804 (267 amino acids)
Molecular function (GO): protein binding
Source: RefSeq, a predicted model, not a curated record
AUGGGGCCAAGGCGGUCACUUUCGGCUCUGAAACGUGCCCAGUCUAGAUCACCGUACACAACCAGCCUGUGCUUAAAAUAUCUAAAGCUGCUGGAGGACUUUGCAGAGGUCAGGUUCCAUUUUGGAGAGGUCAAGUACACUUUUGGGCUCUUGAAGAAUAGACAUGAAUAUGAUACGAAAAUUGGAAACAUUAUGGUGGAUUGCGCAGACAAGCGGCAGAUGAAGUUUAAUGCAGAGAAGUUAACAGCUUCCCAUUCAUGUUCCCUUCCAGUUCCAGAAGCUCUCACCCGGGACCCAGAGACAGCAAACAAUCAACUCAGCAUUUCCCAGGAUCUGACUAGUGUGAGGUUUGGAGACGAGGAACAAGAUCUUCCAGAUCAGCCACAGAGAUUUGAACGCCUCUUGUGCAUUUUGAGCUCACAGAGUUUCUCAUCAGAGAGACAGUACUGGGAGGUGGAUCUUGGAAAGAAGCCUUUAUGGGUUGUGAGUGUCUGCAGAGAGUCUAUCAGCAGGAAAGGAAGUAUCCAACCUUCACCUGAUAAUGGAUUCCGGGUCAUCGCCCGACUUCCUGACUGCAAAUCAUUGAAAAUCCCAGAUGUCAUCUCCCAGUUGAAAGUGAAACCCCGGAAGUUGGGAGUUUACCUGGACUAUGAGGGAGGACAAGUGUCAUUUUACGAUGUUGAGGACAUGUCUCACCUGCACACAUUCACUGACACGUUCACUGAGAAACUCUAUCCCAUCUUUAAUCCUUGUAAGACUGACACUGCUGAUGACACUGAUCCACUCAGAUUGCUCACUAGUUAA